This is a messenger RNA of Lolium rigidum, 2362 nucleotides long. RefSeq names its product probable acyl-activating enzyme 17, peroxisomal. The transcript has 14 exons. The coding region runs from base 1 to 2166 and encodes 721 amino acids. NCBI's taxonomy places the organism in Eukaryota, Viridiplantae, Streptophyta, Magnoliopsida, Poales, Poaceae. The record is from RefSeq and is a predicted model, not a curated record.
AUGGCCACGGCGGCGCACAAGCCCCUGGCGGCGAUCACCGCCGCCGACCUCGCCGCGGCGGGGGCGGCAGCCGACGACGCCGCCGCGCUCCACUCGGCGGUCCGGACCGCGCUCGGCGCCGCCUCCCCCGCCGCGGCGUGGGCGGAGCUCUCGCGGGCCGCGCUCCGCCCGGACCUCCCGUUCGCCGUCCACCGCAUGCUCUACUACGGCUGCUUCGCCGGGUCCCCGUCCGCCACGCCGCCCGCCUGGACGCCCCACCCCGAGGAGGCGGCCCUCACCAAUGUCGGCCGCGUCCUGGAGGCGCGGGGGAGGGCGCUCAUCGGCGAGGCCUACAAAGACCCAAUCACCAGCUUCAGGGACUUCCACAAGUUCUCCAACGAGAACCCAGAGGCAUACUGGAAGCUGGUCUUCGAGGAGAUGGGCAUCACGUUCAGCGUGGAGCCAUCCUGCAUCUUGCGCGACAGCGACGCGUACCCGGGCGGCGAGUGGUUGCCCGGUGCUGUGCUGAACGCGGCCGGAAAUUGCCUGACUGCUAAGCACGGAAGGAAUUCGGGGGACGUGGCCAUUGUGUGGAGGGACGAGGGGAAGGAUUCCGAGCCCCUCAACAUUGUUACUCUGGAGGAGCUGAGGAAACAAGUUUGCAGCCUCGUGGCCAAUGCGCUAGACACGCUGGAUCUGGCAAAGGGAUCUGCUAUUGCAAUUGACAUGCCUAUGAAUGUGAAUGCCGUUGUUAUCUACCUCGCCAUCGUGCUAGCAGGGUACAUUGUCGUCUCGAUUGCCGACAGCUUUGCGGCACCUGCGAUAUCGACGAGGCUAAAGAUAUCGGAGGCAAAAGCAAUUUUCACCCAGGAUUGCAUCCUUCGCGAUGACAAGGAACUGCCGUUGUACAGUAGGGUUGUGGAGGCCAAGGCCCCUAUGGCUAUCGUGAUCCCUGCAAGGGGAUCCACACCGAUAAAAGGACUCCGUACUGAUGACCUUUCCUGGCAAGAUUUCCUUGGAAGGGCUGAUCGUACGAGGGCUGAUAUUUACACCGCAGUUGAGCAACCUGCCUACCAGUUCAGUAAUAUCUUAUUUUCAUCGGGGACCACAGGGGAGCCAAAGGCGAUUCCAUGGACUCAUUUGACCCCUCUUAAGGCAGCUGCUGAUGGAUGGUGUCACAUGGAUAUCCGUAGAGGUGAUGUUGUUGCGUGGCCUACAAACCUUGGCUGGAUGAUGGGUCCCUGGCUUGUCUAUGCAUCGCUACUGAAUGGAGCUUCCAUGGCGCUGUACAAUGGCUCCCCUAACAGUUCAGGUUUUGCGAAGUUUGUACAGGAUGCUAAGGUGACAAUGCUUGGAGUUGUACCCAGCAUUGUUCGCACAUGGAAAAAUACAGAUUGUACUGCAGGAUUUGAUUGGUCAACCAUCAGAUGCUUUAGCUCAACUGGGGAGGCAUCAAGUGUGGAUGACUAUUUGUGGCUGAUGGGAAGAGCUUGCUACAAGCCAGUAAUCGAGUACUGUGGUGGGACAGAAAUCGGUGGCGGAUUUGUUACUGGGUCCCUGCUGCAACCUCAAGCAUUGUCAGCAUUCAGUACACCUGCUAUGGGUUGUAACAUGUUUAUUCUAGAUAGCAAUGGGAAUCCUUUGCCACAGGAUUCUGCUGGUAUUGGAGAACUUGCACUGGAUCCAACACUAUUCGGGUCAUCAACAACACUGCUAAAUGCUGAUCAUCAUGAGGUGUACUUCAGUGGAAUGCCACAAUGGAAUGCAAAAGUCCUCCGUAGGCAUGGCGAUGAAUUUGAACGUACUGCGGAAGGAUAUUAUAGGGCUCAUGGACGAGCAGAUGAUACAAUGAACCUAGGUGGCAUUAAGGUCAGUUCCAUUGAGAUUGAGAGGAUCUGCAGCAGGGUGAAUGAUACCAUUCUUGAAACAGCAGCUAUUGGGGUUCCACCUGUAGGGGGCGGCCCCGAGCAAUUAACCAUAGCCGUCGUAUUCAGAGAUCAAAGCCCGCAAGCAGAAGAUUUGAAUCAACUGAAACUAUUGUUCAACUCUGCUCUGAAGAAAUUGAAUCCUCUUUUCAAGGUUUCAUCGGUCAUUGUGGUGCCAUCGCUCCCUCGAACUGCCUCGAACAAGGUCAUGAGGAGAGUCCUACGCAAGGAGUUUACCCAGGCAAAGCCCUCUAAAAUCUAGAUGGUUAGGAAGAGCGUUCUGCACCUCUCAAAAUUACAGGGGGUUGCAAACCAAACUGUGAAUAUAUAUGCUCAUGUCUUCAGAUGUUCAGUUGUAUUCUUACACAUCCUUUGUAUAGCGAGGUUAACUUACAUUGAUCAGGCAUAGUAAAUGAGGUACAGUACUAAUAAAGCAUGAUCGCUACCAUGAACUGUUA